Messenger RNA from Tuber aestivum (summer truffle), 999 nucleotides. The record is from the annotation of a GenBank genome assembly. NCBI's taxonomy places the organism in Eukaryota, Fungi, Ascomycota, Pezizomycetes, Pezizales, Tuberaceae.
AUGUCCCUCUCCCUCCGCGGCAAAAACGUUCUGGUGACUGGAGGCUCCCGUGGGCUAGGAGCCUGCGUGGUGCAGCGCUUCGCAGCGGAAGGCGCGAACGUGGUGGUGAAUUACGUCUCUGCCGCCGACCGCGCGGAGGCGCUGGCGAAGGAGGUGCGGGAGCAGUACGGGGUUAAGGUGUUGGUCAUUUGUGCGGAUGUUGGGAGAGAUCUGGAGUGUAAGAGGCUUGUGAAGGAGACUGUGGAAGGGUUGGGGGGCUUGGACGUUAUUGUCUCCAAUGCUGUGGGUUUCUCUCUCUCGCUCCCUCGGCUUGCUGCGCGCGGGGUGGGACUGAUUUGGGGGGUGGGGGAGGUGUAGGGAUGGACUAAAGUAUCUGAUUGGAAGGACUUGUAUGCACUGGGGGAGGAGGAAUGGGAUAAGGUAUCAUACUUGUCAGUAUACCACCCUGGAAGUUACUGUACUAACGGGAAUAGUGCUGGGCGGUAAAUGUGAAAGCGAACCUCCACCUUCUGCGCGCAGCGCUACCAACAUUCAAUGCGAACCCUGACGGCGGAUCCCUACUUAUUACUUCUUCGAUAGCUGUUUUUACCCCCCCCAUUCCUCCCACUCUUUCCCCUCCCCUACUAACUUACCAGCGCACGCUAGGGCAUACAAACCUUCGGUAGCGCAAUGGCAUACUCGGUGUCAAAGGCGGCCGGACUCCACCUUAUGCGCUGUCUGGCGUACACCCAAGGACCCAAAAUCCGGGUCAACGCUGUCCAACCCGGUCUUCUGAUGACCGAGUGGGGGAGGAAUUUCCCCGAAGAGACAGUCGAGAGGACGAAGGAGAGAUCAAGGUUGAAGGUUGCGGUGGGAUUUUCCCUUUUUUUCUUUCUUUCUUGUUUCGUGGGAUUGUGCUGGGGCUAAUGGAGGGAGGGAUAGCCUACGAUUGAGGAAUGCGCCGAUGCAUUUGUGCUCAUGGCUAAAAGCUCAAGUAUGACGAGUAGUACGCUUAAGAUU